Westerdykella ornata is the source of this 1619-nucleotide messenger RNA. RefSeq names its product saccharopine dehydrogenase. The record is from RefSeq and is a predicted model, not a curated record. Bases 135 to 1295 code for a protein of 386 amino acids. Gene Ontology annotation, cellular component: cytoplasm. Lineage: Eukaryota; Fungi; Ascomycota; Dothideomycetes; Pleosporales; Sporormiaceae. Gene Ontology annotation, molecular function: saccharopine dehydrogenase (NAD+, L-lysine-forming) activity. The transcript is spliced from 2 exons.
AUAUGACUCUUUGCCGUCAGGAUAGAAUACUAACGCCAAACGCCGCCAUUAACACCUUUCUUCCCUCUGACUUUUUUGUUUCUCUGACUCCUUCACUACGUCAAUCAUUUGAAUCUCAGUUCUGAACUCAGAUUAUGGCGUACCCGACCCUCCAUGCCCGCGCAGAAGCAAAGCUUUACGAGCACCGCUCAUGCCUCACUCCCACCACCGCUAAGAAGUUGCUGGAUGCUGGGUACCCGGUCGUUGUAGAGCGCAGCUCAACGGAUCCCAAUUUCUCUCGUAUCUUUAAGGAUGAGGAAUUCGAGCAGGUCGGCGCAAAGCUCGUGGACGAGGGCUCCUGGGACACUGCACCUACCGAUCACAUUAUUAUCGGAUUGAAGGAGCUGCCGGAGGCUGAUACUCCUCUCAAACACACGUUCGUUCACUUCGCACACUGUUAUAAGCAACAAGGCGGGUGGGAGCAGGUUUUGGCACGGUUUCCGAGGGGUGGGGGCGUUCUGUACGAUCUUGAGUUCCUCCAGGAUUCUACGGGACGGAGAGUAGCUGCUUUUGGCUACCAUGCUGGUUUCGUUGGAGCUGCUCUAGCCAUCAAGACCUGGGCAUGGCAAUUAACACACGCCGACGAGCCCCUCCCUGGCAUCGAGAAUUUCACCGAAGGACGCGGCUACUACAACAACGAAGCCGAACUGAUCGAACAACUCAAGCAAGACGUCGCAGAGGGCGAGAAGGUGGCCGGCCGCCGCCCGAGCAGUCUCGUCCUCGGCGCUCUGGGACGCUGCGGCUCCGGCGCCGUUGACCUCCUCGAGAAGAUCGGCUGCUCAGAUAUUAAGAAGUGGGAUCUUGCCGAGACUUCGGAGCGUCCCGGCCCGUACCCUGAGAUUGUCGAGUCGGACAUCUUCGUAAAUUGUAUCUACCUCUCGAAGCCCAUCCCUCCUUUCGUCAACGCGGAGAGCCUCAAGGCGCCGAACCGCAGGUUGAGCGUUAUCUGCGACGUUAGCUGCGAUACGACGAAUCCUCACAACCCCAUCCCUGUGUACAACAUCAACACCACUUUCGACAAACCCACGGUUGAUGUACCAGUUGAGGGCAAUGGCCCCAAGCUCUCUGUCAUUUCCAUCGAUCACCUCCCGUCUGCUCUGCCGCGUGAAGCGUCAGAGAACUUCUCCGAUAACCUCUUGCCCAGCUUGCUGGCGCUGAAGGAUCGGGCCACCACUCCCGUGUGGCAGGGCGCUGAGAAGCUCUUCAACGAGAAGGUGGCUACGUUACCCGGCGGGGUGCCGAAGAAAGAGGUUUAGAUGGACGAGCGUUUAAUUCAAGAACAUGUUGGUAAAGACGUCACCUCAGGAUAGAGAAAACGGAAUUUCUUUAUAUCUGUAUGUUAUAACGUGGUUUAUCAGCACUCGGAUCAUAUCAGUACUCGGAUCACUUUUCCCCACCACCACACCUCCCAACUUCAAUUACUCAACCACAAUGCCUCAAUAAAUUAACAGGGCUCAUCUAUAGACUUAUCAGAUAUCUUUGCAUCAGCCUGGCAUGUUCGCACAUUAUGUCCGGCUUCUCCGCAGUUGCCACAUCGUCGUGAAGUUGGCUGACCCGAUCCUCCACCACCACCCCGAGAG